Molecule: messenger RNA, 634 nt
Organism: Vombatus ursinus (common wombat)
Lineage: Eukaryota; Metazoa; Chordata; Mammalia; Diprotodontia; Vombatidae
Product: late cornified envelope protein 3D-like
Exons: 2
Coding region: 105-395 (96 amino acids)
Biological process (GO): epidermis development
Source: RefSeq, a predicted model, not a curated record
GGCCUAUAAAAGGUGUCCCUGCCCUGGCUCCUCAUCCACUUUGGUUCCUCAGCAGAGAGUACCUGUCUGUGUCUGUGAGCAAGGUUUACUGAACUCACUGAGAGAUGUCCUGCCAGCAAAACCAGCAGCAGUGCCAGCCCCCUCCCAAAUGCCAGACUCCUAAGUGCCCCCCCAAGUGCCCUCCCCAGGCUCCAUGCCUUACUCCUGUCUCUUCUGGCUGUGGGUCCAGCUCCGGAGGAUGCGGCAGCUCAGGCUCUGAGAGCGGCUGCUGCCUCUUUUCCCAUCACAGGAGAUCCCCCAGAUGCAGGGGCCAGAGCCCUGGCCGCUGUGACAGUGGCUGUGGCCGCAGACAGCAGUCUGGAGACUGCGGUGGUGGCUCUGGGGGUUGUUGCUGACCUGCUUGCCCUUGGUUGAGGAGCAGAAUUUCAGGAAUCAGGAUAAGCCACUGACCUCACUUCUCCUGGCUGAUUCACCUCACUACCCCUCGGGUUUAAGCUGCUGAGACGUCCUUUGGGACCGGAGAGACUCCAGGAUUAUCACUUCAUCUCCUCUCAAAUUCCCCAAAUUUCAGAGCUGAAUCCAACCUUUUCUGCCUCAUUUAUCUAAUGCAACAAUAAAGCUCUACUUGGUCAAA